UUCAAACAUAAACACAGAAAACAUUUACGUCUGUGGUCAGUGCCAGUUUGAUUUGCAGUUCGGAAACAUACCAAACACAAGCAGAAAAAUGAAGCUCUUGCUGUUAGUUGUGCUGUUAUUGAAUGCCAACGGAUUUAUUACUGGAACAUCCCAAUACAGUGACGCAUCGAUCCAAUUUUCGCUGAGUUUCUUUCGCACGGCUUACAAUCUAAAUCCGACCAAUAACUGCAUCCUAUCACCGAUUGCCAUUCAAUAUUCGCUUGCUUUGUUACAUCAUGCAGCCAAACGGAAUAACACCAAGCAUUUACAAGGCACACUAAGAUUGCAGGACAGACAUUACUCAUUCGCCGAUGGGUACGCACCAUUUCUGAAUGAUCUUGGCAACCAUGCGCUGGAGAUGAUCACCAAGGUGUUCCACCCGCAAAUCGAACUCAAUCCAAACCUGCUGCCGGUGCUUCAGGCGGAGUACUCCGUAGACGUGCAGGUCGAAGACUUCAGUCGUCCGGAACAGGUGGUGAAUUCUGUGAACAGUUGGGCCUCCCGCUUCACAAACGGAUUGGUGGGGGAUGUGUUUUACGGGGGCGGUUACUCCAGAGAUGCCAAUCUGAUGAUCAUCAAUACUCUUACCCUGAACGCUUCCUGGGAGUAUCCACUGCUGAGCGUACAUAAGGAUGAAUUCCGUUUCCGAAACGGAGCAAAAGAAGUUGACAUGAUGCAAAUUAACAAGGGACUCAGAUCUUGUGAAAUUGGCGAUCUUCGGAUAGUGGAGCUGGCCUAUGAAAGAACCUCCGACCUUUCAAUGUUGUUCAUCAAGUCCGAUUCGCAGCCUUUGGAGAAGGUCGUCGAGAGGUUAGAUUUGCAGAUGUACCGAACGAUCGAUGAGCAACUGUACGAAGAUCGGACCAAAUUGACGAUUCCCAAGUUUACGAUCAGCAUGGGAACAGGGGCGAGGCGUGUUUUGAAAGCCAUGGGUCUGGGUUAUGUUUUUCGAAAUGACGCAUUCGAUGUAUUUCUUGGAUUCAGCAGCCGUUUGGCGGACGUUUAUCAAGCGUUGAAAAUUGACAUCGAUGGAAGUGGAACACGCGCCGCUGCUGGAACGUACUCGGAUCAUCAUGUUCGCUUCGGAUUGGAAUCACGAUACGAUGGGCCUUUUGUUUUUGUGAUUAGAAAGAAUUCGACAAAAGACAUUGUAUUUAUAGGGCACUAUUCAAGUGAUGUGUAAUGAAGUUUGUUAAAAACAGUGAUUUGGUUAGUAUUGGAGAUUAUCAGAUUAACAAGAUGAAUACCAUAGGUCUUUCCUGCCUGCACGCGCUACCCUACUUUCAAAUAAACGAUAAAAAAAAGCGUUACAGAUUUAAACAAACUUUUUGUCGUUGCAUUUAUUUGAGUAUUCGA
This is a messenger RNA of Aedes albopictus (Asian tiger mosquito), 1395 nucleotides long. RefSeq names its product leukocyte elastase inhibitor-like. Lineage: Eukaryota; Metazoa; Arthropoda; Insecta; Diptera; Culicidae. The transcript is spliced from 2 exons. The record is from RefSeq and is a predicted model, not a curated record. Gene Ontology annotation, molecular function: serine-type endopeptidase inhibitor activity. The coding region runs from base 89 to 1222 and encodes 377 amino acids.